CCCGGCUGGUUUUCUAUCUGGGAAGCCUCCGGGGAUACGACGCCUCGCCCCAGCUCCCAACUUUCCACUGGUUCUUGUUCGAGUUAGCUGUGUGCGUCCUCAUUGAAGAAAUUGGCUUUUAUUAUUCUCACAGGUUGUUCCACCACAAGAGUAUUUACAAGCAUUUCCACAAGAUCCACCAUGAAUGGCAAAGCCCCAUUGCCAUCACAGCACUUUAUGCUCAUCCGCUGGAACACAUCCUGUCCAACAUGGCACCAGUCAUAGCAGGUCCACUGAUACUCGGCUCGCACCCUGCAACGUUCCUGUUGUGGUCUUCCCUGGCUGUCUUCAGCACAGUCACUGUUCACAGUGGAUAUCACCUCCCCUUCUCCAUGUCCCCGGAAUUUCAUGAUUUCCAUCACCUGAAAUUCAACCAAUGCUACGGCGUUCUCGGCCUCCUGGAUCACCUCCACGGCACAGAUGAUAAAUUCAGAGCCUCAAGGAACUACAACAGACAUAUUACGAUGCUCUCUCUCACACCUCCUCGUCAGAUGUUUCCUGAUGAACCGAAUGGUAAAUGCGUUAGAGGAAAACAGGAGUAACACGCAACCAGCGAAACCAUAAAAACCUCCAAAAAGGCGACAGAAAAUCCUAAAUAUAGUCCAAAAGGGAAACUGAAUUUAAUUUAUGAAUAAGCCCCCACACUGAUCAUUAGAUACAGUAUUUCCGUGAUAUAAAUACUUUCACAUAUAGCAACACCCAUGUUUAAACAAUCAGAUGAAAGUCGCUGGAAAGUCACGAUAAGUUCACUUACAAGUAGUACAAUAUGAGCCAUUAACUGUAGGGGAAUAUAUAUGCAUAUACAACGGCCUUCUCCGGACUUUUUACGGAUAUCACUACAUUGCCUUAGCCCAGCGGUUCCCAAAUAGGGGUAAAUUAUCCCACUGGGGGUAAUUUCGCAUUUGGCGGGGGUAAUGACAGUUUUCAUUUUGACAGGAGCUGUAAUAUAUAUAUAUAUAUAUAUAUAUAUAUAUAUUAUAUAUAUAUAUAUAUAUAUAGUAUAUAUAUAGGCAUAUAUGUAUUAUUAUUAAAAAAAGAUGAUUUAUUUUCAACCUUAUUAUAUGUAUGCAUUUCUUUUCAACAGGAGUAAUAGUACUUCUUGAUAUAUUUGUUUCAAUAAUUGAAUGUAAAGGAUGGUUCUACCAACUAAAAGAGUUUGUUUUACAUUAAUCAUGUACAAAAUAAUAGAUAUGGUGUGGGGGUAACGAGCUUGCUGCUGACCAGGAUUUUGGAACAAGUGGGGUAAUGACCAAAAGUAAUUGGGAACCGCUGCCUUAGCCCAUACUACAUUCAUGUAAUGCGAACACGUGUAUGAGUGUUUAGCAAUCAUACACCAGUCUUUGGUAAAAUGUCACACGUAGGCAAGUACACUUUCAAAUUGGGAAAGAACUGGCGUUUCUUGCAUUUAAAUUAACAAAACUUAAAUAUAGAAGAAUGUAAAAUGGCCUUGAUCGGCAAGUAGGCCCAUGCUCUUCCGAGGUGUACUAUCUAAUCAAAGUUUAAAAUUGACAAAACUUGAAGGUAAUUUUGUUUGUGGCAAUGUACCUUAUCAUAGGUAAAACAUUAUAAGUAAACCAUUAUAUCAUAAGUAAAACAUUAUAUUAAAAGUAAACCAUUAUCUCAUAAUUAAACCUUAUAUCUAAA
This is a messenger RNA of Macrobrachium nipponense, 1683 nucleotides long. RefSeq names its product fatty acid hydroxylase domain-containing protein 2-like. Gene Ontology annotation, biological process: sterol biosynthetic process. The record is from RefSeq and is a predicted model, not a curated record. Lineage: Eukaryota; Metazoa; Arthropoda; Malacostraca; Decapoda; Palaemonidae. Gene Ontology annotation, molecular function: iron ion binding; C-4 methylsterol oxidase activity. The transcript has 3 exons. The coding region runs from base 249 to 581 and encodes 110 amino acids. Gene Ontology annotation, cellular component: endoplasmic reticulum membrane.